Messenger RNA from Durusdinium trenchii, 1401 nucleotides. Lineage: Eukaryota; Dinophyceae; Suessiales; Symbiodiniaceae. The record is from the annotation of a GenBank genome assembly.
AUGGAUCGCUACACUCAAGUGGAGAUCAAGCAUGGGAGGGUGGCCAUGAUCGCAACUGUUGGCUACAUCAUGCCUGAGAUCUUCCGGUUUCCUGGCUGCGAGGCCUUCAAGCACGGCUUGGGCGCUUUGGAGUCCAUCCCUAUGGAGGGCUGGAUUCAGCUGGUGGCUCUGAUCGGCGCACAUGAAGUGCUGGUGAAGCCUCGGCAAGGUGGCAUGGGCCCCUCGGACUUCGGCUUGGGCACCGAAUUGCUGGACGGCAUCGAGGACGAGGAGCUGGAGCGCAAGCAGACCGUUGAGCGCAACAAUGGUCGUUUGGCCAUGGUUGCCAUCAUGGGACUGAUGGUGCAGGAUGGCAUGUUCGGAGAGCCUCCUCUGAGCUACAUGUCCAAGAAUGGCUGGUGGGGCGAGCCGGUCCAGUGGUACGUCCAGCACAUCAACAACUGCCAGUCCUUCACUGGCGCCGUGGUGGACAAUGCCGCUGUCUGCGCUUUGCCACGCCGCACCGGCCGAACCACGCUCCGUGCUGGCACCAAGUUGAGCGAGGGGCCAUUCAUUGAGACUGAGACCUACCCAAAGGAGAUGGAGAUGUCUGCGUCCGUGCCAUUCCUUCGCUAUCCGCAGGUGUUGAAGGGCUGGGUCGGUGAGGAGAAGGGCUUCGACCCUUUGGGCGUCACCGAUGCUCUCCCCGUCUACUGGGUGCGUGAAGCGGAGCUCAAGCACGGACGCGUCUGCAUGCUGGCCACCGUAGGCUGGAUCGCCACUGACAUGGGCUUCCGCUUCCCAGGCGACAAGUUCCAGGCCGUGUCCAAUGCCUUUGAGGCUCAUGACAAGAUGGUGGAGGCUGGCUACAUGCUGCCCUUCCUUGGUGCUAUUGGCACCGUCGAACUCUACUCUGGAUGGCUCCUCUAUCAGGGCUGGUUGAAGGAGGUGAACCGGGAUGCUGGAGACUUCUUCGUGGGCAAGAAUUUCCUGCCCAAGGAGCCUGAGAAGGAGAAGGACAUGCGAUUGAAGGAGCUCGAGAACGGCCGUUUGGCCAUGUUCGCCUUCAGCGGCAUUGUCACCCAGGCUGCCAUCACUGGCAAGACCUGGCCCUUCAUGUCCGAGCUCCAGCGCUUGGAGCCCGCGGCCGUGCCCGUGGGGCCCGCGGCCGCGGCGGCCUCCAGCUCGGUGGCAGCUCCGAGGAAAUCCUCAGAAGUGCCAGAAAGCGAAGGCGCCCAUGAGACGCCGACGGCUUCCUGGGAGCAACGGGUCUUGGAAUCCCUGGCGGCGCAGUGCGGCGGCCCAGCCUUGAAGGAGUUCGCCCAGGCAGAAAAGGCGAAGGAGCUGAAGCGGACGUUGAGGCCCAGGCGCUCCAAGGAUGGUGCCCGCGUGAUUUCGCGAGCUUCUCUUUGUGCUCUUUGA